Acanthopagrus latus (yellowfin seabream) is the source of this 2754-nucleotide messenger RNA. It is a transcript of the gene rab41, whose product is annotated as RAB41, member RAS oncogene family. The transcript is spliced from 8 exons. The coding region runs from base 153 to 713 and encodes 186 amino acids. Gene Ontology annotation, molecular function: GTP binding; GTPase activity. The record is from RefSeq and is a predicted model, not a curated record. Lineage: Eukaryota; Metazoa; Chordata; Actinopteri; Spariformes; Sparidae.
CGAGCCGAGUGUUAAUCUGCUCGGAUGUGAGGAGUAUGUUAGAAGAAGUGGCUCAAUAUCGACGCAGCUAGCUAGCUUCUUUUGGUAGUUGCUGCUGGCUAGCUUGAUAGAGUUACGCGCUGGACAUGAUGGGCCAGUGAUGAGACAACGCGAUGUUGGGGAAGACCUCUCUCAUCACCAGGUUCAUGUAUGACAGCUUCGACAACACUUAUCAGGCAACAAUUGGCAUUGACUUUUUGUCAAAAACCAUGUACCUAGAAGAUCGCACGAUUCGGCUGCAGCUCUGGGAUACAGCCGGACAGGAGCGUUUCCGCAGCCUCAUCCCCAGUUACAUCCGAGACUCAGCCGCUGCCGUGGUGGUUUAUGACAUAGCCAAUCUAAAUUCAUUCCAGCAAACCUCAAAGUGGAUUGAUGAUGUUAGAACAGAGCGAGGAAGUGAUGUCAUAAUCAUGCUUGUUGGAAACAAAACAGACUUGGCAGAUAAAAGGCAAGUUUCUGUUGAGGCGGCAGAGAGGAAAGCUCGUGAGCUCAAUGUGAUGUACAUAGAGACCAGUGCCAAGGCUGGCUAUAACGUCAAACAGCUGUUCCGUCGUGUUGCUGCUGCAUUGCCUGGGAUGGACAGCACACCAGAGAAGAGCAAAGAGGACAUGAUCGACAUCAAAUUGGAGAAGCAGCCAGAGAUGACUGUCACCGAGAGCAGCUGCUCAUGCUAGUACACCUCACCCUCACCCAGCCUGUCUCCUCCCCACCAACAGCUUGUCUCUCAGUGGCCACUCUGCUCCACCCUUGGCUCACUGCCACUUGGGAUGGAGGACCUGUCUUUUUAUUUUUUCUCUUCCCCCGUUUCAACCCCAGUGACUUUUCAGAGUAACCGUGUGGAUGUGCAUUACUGUAUUGAAACAGAUUAUCUGGAAAAAAAAUAAAAUAAUGGUUAAAAAGUAAACAUUUAAAAACAAGGAAUAAGUUCAAUGAUAUGUUCAGAUUUUCAUCCAGUUGCAUGGCAUUAUAUAGGACUGCAGACUGACAUAGCUAACCGCUCAUGAGUUAUUGCACAGUUCAGAAUCUUAGUGCUGUUACUCUUUGUCAUUGUUGUAAAGUAAAACUUGCUUGGGAUUAUUUAAAUGCAAGGUUGAGUUUUCAGCCCAUUGUAUUUUACUUUUUUAUAUAUAUUUUAAAUGGAGAGUUUGCCUAAAACCUGUUCUAUCUCUCAGAUGACUGAUUAUUUCAUGACAUUUUUUUGUUUUGUUUUGUUUUGAGGAAGUAAAGACAGGAACUUAACAGUGAAUUUACAUCAUUGCUAACCCCUCACAUUACCACAUUAGGCUUGAAAGGACGGUCCAGUUAUCUGGUAUUGUUCAGACCUGACACAUCUGUCGGAUCAAACCACCGAAUCCAACAGUGUGUCAGCAGACCAAAUGUACUUAAUUUGAGAAGCGGUGCCGCAAAAAGAGAUGUGUAACCAAGUAAUGAGGACAUAAAUAUCCUUUUUCAUCAAAGGGACGCCAUCCCACGUUCAUUUGAAAGGCUACUAACCUGAAGCUACGUCUGCAUUAAAACUAUAGCAACCGUCUUUCCAGUGUUUGCUAAAUAAGCUGCACGCAUACUAACAUGUCUGAGAAGGAGUGUUCAGUUAUUAGACGGGCCCCUCCCCCCCCCCAAACGUAGGAAAUCAAACAGGCCAGUGUUUAUUUUUUCCCCCACACUGAUGGAGAGCUGUCACUCGGGGGGAUGCUACGACGUAACCCGCCAUCUCAUCGACGAUUUCGUGUUGUGUUGAUUACACUAUUGCAAGAAACAUGCAGCAUGCUCACCAUGCAGGAUUUAUUAUGGAUAAGAACACAGAUGCCUUGCUUGUUUGUUCACCAACGUUGUGCACUGAAUCAAGCCACAAUAUUGUAAAAUAUAAAAAGAAGCCUGCUGACUGGUUCAUGGCUUCACUAGUUGUUUUGUAGAGCUGGUAGAUAAAGAGUUUGUCCUCAGAUACAGCUAACGCUUACUAACACACCUUGCUGUAAAGAAAAAGAAAACAAACAAAAAAAAAACAAAGUGCAGAGAAGUUAGUUGCAGUAUCCUUUUGCUGUAUUGCUAUUGCCUGUGUAGGGACUGUUGGUUUUAUGUGUUUUUAUUUAUUUUGUAACUUGGACAUACAGAUAACGUUGUAUGCUUGACCAAAAGUACAGACGCUGACACGCAUGUUGAAAGUUUAUUUUAUUUAUUGUUUUUGGUUUUUUUGCGUGUCUGCUGGGAACUCCACCUAAAGGCAACAUUUAGGGCCCCCUGGUAAUGUUUUUCCCUGUCACACUGCAAGACUUUUUUUUUUUUUUUGCAGUGUGUGUAGUCAGUAACUUGGUUUACAGUCGCAGGUUGAGGCUGCACCGUCACCAGACACACACUCACACAAACACACACACAGUUUAACACAAACCAACUAACUAGCCAUAGCACAACAAAAGACACUGUUCAUUUGCUGUCGCUUGUUUUGAAAUGGAUUUCAAAAAGUUUUGAGUAUUUAAUUACAUCGAAUAACCAUUUUAACGUGAGCAGCUCUUCUAUUACUUGUCACUGACUAAAUACUCGGCUUUGUGCUAUUCUGAAUCGUGUCUGUCCAUUUGAAAUAUGCUGUCUACUCGUGUUUAGCAACGUUUGUGUGAAUAAUGUACUAUUACUAUCUGAUGUAUAAAAAGGAGAGUUAAAUGAAACACAAGUGUAGGCCUAUCACAUGGAAUAAAAUAAAGAUAUUUCACCAAAAUGUAA